Podarcis muralis (Common wall lizard) is the source of this 2381-nucleotide messenger RNA. Lineage: Eukaryota; Metazoa; Chordata; Lepidosauria; Squamata; Lacertidae. The record is from RefSeq and is a predicted model, not a curated record.
CACCCAGAAAAGCCCAGGCUGGCAAAGACCAUUUCAAUGGAGGCAACUGCAUUGAUGCAAAAAGUUAAGCCUUCUCUUCCUGCCUGCCAUGGGUCUUCCGGAUUCAGAGUCUCCUGUGGUUUCGAUGAAAGAGUUAUGCUUUUUCUGCCCUUCCUGCAAUGCCUAUCUUAGCCGGGCUUUCUGCUUUGCCCUUCCUCCACAGUAUCCGCCCUGUAUCCCAUCAACUAGAUUAUGCCGUUUGUCUGUUGGCUGUUUGCUGGCCAGCUGCCAGCUGCCGCUGCCUGAGCCAUGUGCCGAACAAGGGGGGGGGGGCUACGCAGAUACACAUCAGCACAUGAACACACACACUACAAUCUUCAUUAUGCACUGCUCAGACACUGCACCCUUUCACAUGGCAGUAGAUAAGGUCAUCCCAGACUGGAAGGAGCAAGAGUGGUCAGCUGAGAAGCCGGAGAACUAUGCCGGCAUCUUCCACUUCCAGUUCUGGCGGUUUGGCGACUGGGUGGACGUGGUGAUUGACGACCGCCUGCCCACGCUGCACAACCAGCUCAUCUACUGCCACUCCAACUCCAAGAACGAGCUGUGGUGCGCGCUGGUGGAAAAGGCCUACGCUAAACUCUCGGGAUGCUACGAGGCCCUAGACGGAGGCAACACGGCUGACGCUUUGGUGGACUUCACUGGCGGCGUCUCCGAACCCAUCGACCUGCUGGAAGGCGGCUAUGCGAACGACGAAGCCAAACGCAACGUCCUCUUUGAGCGGGUGUUGAAGGUCUACAACCGGGGCGGUCUCAUCAGCUGUUCCAUAAAAGCCACCUCCGCUGCUGACAUGGAAGCCCGGCUGGACUGCGGCCUGGUCAAAGGGCACGCCUACGCCGUGACGGACGUGAGGAGAGUCCGCCUGGGCCACGGCCUGCUGUCCUACUUCAAGUCCGAAAAGCUCGAUAUGAUCAGGCUGAGGAACCCCUGGGGGGAGAAAGAAUGGAACGGACCCUGGAGUGACACCUCGGAGGAAUGGCAGAAAGUCAGCAAUAGCGAGAGAGAGAAACUGGGAAUGACUGUCCAAGACGAUGGGGAAUUUUGGAUGACGUUUGAAGACUUCUGCAGGUACUUCACCGACAUCAUCAAGUGCCGCCUCAUCAACACGUCGUACCUGAGCAUCCAUAAGACCUGGGAGGAGGUGGUCUUGCGGGGGGCCUGGACCAAGCACGAAGACCCCUUGAAGAACCGCUGCGGGGGCUGCGUCAACAACAGGGACACCUUCCUGCAGAACCCACAGUACGUUUUUGACGUGAAGAAAACAGAAGACGAAGUGCUCAUUUGCAUCCAACAGAAGCCCAAACAGACCAAUCGGAAGGAGGGAAAGGGAGAGAAUUUGGCGAUCGGAUUCGACAUCUAUAAGGUGGAGCUGAAUCGGACUUACCGGAUGCACACCCUGCAGCCCAAGGUCGCCAGCUCCAUCUACAUCAAUUCCCGCAUCGUCUUCCUGAGGACGGACCUGAAGGAAGGGCGCUACGUCAUCAUCCCCACCACCUUCGAGGCCGGCCACGUGGGAGAGUUCCUCCUCAGGGUGUUCACAGAUGUGCCUUCCGAUUGCCAGGAGCUGACCCUGGAUGAGCCCCCGCACACCUGUUGGAGCGGAAUGUGUGGCUACCCACAGAUGGUGUCGCAAGUCCACGUCGUCUCGGCUUCCGGGCUGAAGAACCAGGAUUCGCAAGAAGGCGCGGACCCCUACGUGAUCAUUAAAUGUGAAGGCGAGAAGAUCCGUUCACCAGUGGUGAAAAGCACUGUGACGCCAGAGUUUGAUGUGAAAGGCCUGUUCUACCGGAAGAAGCCAGGGCAGCCCAUUGUCAUUCAGGUCUGGGACCAUAACCUUAUCAGCGACACCUUUCUGGGCCAGGUGAGCCUUGCAGGUGACCCCAACAACCUCCUGUCGAUGCACAUCCUCCACCUGGAGGACAAAGGCAGCAAACGCGUCAACGAGCUUCCGGGGACCCUCAAGGUGCAGUUGCUCACCAGCAACGUCCUGACUAACAUCUAAAAGAAGAACGGUUCCCUUCGUGCCAUCUGUACAUCCGAUCUCGCAAUAUGCAGCAUAUACGUUUAUCUAUAUCCGUACCUGCAUCAUGUACUGUGCAUGCCUUCACUUUUAAAAGGGGACCAGCGUGUUCGGUUUUGUUUUGUUUCGUUUUGAUUUUUAUACAACGGUGCCUUUUCAAGAAGUGGGGGGGAAAGUGUUUUCAAAUACAAAUCCCGGGCAUAAUUUUACUGCCAGCUCUGGGCAGUAUAAAGGAGUCCCACUCGGGGCUGUAUGUUUACACAGAGAAAUCUGUCUCUCAUGCGCACAUGCGUGGCUGGGGGUGGGCUUUGUACCCAGCCUGGGG